CUCAUGUCGAAGGCAGAACGUACUCUGCAGGAUGGUGUGGCGAAGCUCGCUCUCGCCUAUAGCUCUGAUUUUCGAGAUCAGCCUCACUGGGGAGCUCAAGUCCUCUGUUCGAGCGAACAACCAUGGCUCGGUCUCGUUCUGGAUCAAUGUCACAGGGAGCGGCAUCUUCCCAUCGAGCCGGGUCAAGCGAUAGAGCUACGGUUCUUUCCCGGCUUGAGACUCUUUCUAAGGGCCAAAACAUACACAGCGGACUGUCAAAUGGUCGGACGGACGAUUCUUCACCGGCGGAUGAUAUCGCAUCAUCUCAGGGGAAAAGUGCGUCAAAUGGGAUCAGCCUGUCGAGACCGAAUUCAUUACAGUCCAAGAACAUGACCCCGAGGGCACAAGAAAGCUCUUCUACCGGCGACACGACCACUCUCAUGGGUCAAAAGCGAUCGUCGACUAGGGCGACUUCGUCAACACUCCCCGCGUCUCAGCUGACACCCAAGUGGUCAGCCGUAAAUGGCUCGCUUCGGAAAGUGGCAAGUGAGGGGCGCAGGAUUGGAGGGAGCAAUCAUGACUCAGAUCCGGCAGAUGAGGAGGAAGAGGAAGAGCCCGAAGAAGAAGUAGAGGACGAGGCGGAAGAAGAGGUCGAGGCGUUCGAGGAUGCUCUGGAAUCGCUUAAUGGCUCUGAAGAAGAAGGAGGUGAAAAGGAAGCAGGCUCCUCAAGAAUGUCGAGAAUCAACUCGAACAAUUCUCGAAGUUCUUCCGACCCUCUCGUCCUUCGCGGUCAGAACGAAUCGGACGAGCUAGAAGAUACGGACCGAGCACCGAUAGAGAUUCUGGACGAUUCAAGUUCAGGCUCUGAGUCCAUACUCCGACCUGGUCGACGUCUCAAACGGCGCCAACUCCGUAAUCCAUCCGUCGAGUUGCUAGACGCUCCGGACCAUGGAAAGAAGGACAAAGGCAAGGGGAAAGCCAAAGCCGAACCUUGGUCCAAUGUGAUCAUGGAAAUACCUCUCAAGCCACUAGCAAAACUGAGAACCUAUUCAUAUCCCGACAAAUUUGCGCGUUUCAUACCUGACCAAUCCACUCGACUAUCUCUAUCUUAUUCAUCGGGCAGUCAUCUAGGCAGCGGGAGAAAUAAUCAUACGACGGACCAUGAGGACGAUGACGAGGAGGAUAGCUAUGGAGAUCCAGAGUCUGAUCCUAUAGCUCUUAGAAGAAGUAGAAGGCAUGACAGGAAAUCACCAACUAGGCGAAUACCAAGGACCAGAGCUACUAGAGCCCAAGAGAGAGUCAAUAAGGACAAAGGAGGUCUGUGCGCCAUUCACGUCAACAAGAACUCAACGUUGUCCAUCCUCACUCUCUUUCAUCCUGCAUCCGCGAGGUGGAUCUUACUCACCGAUCCUGUACCUCGACUCUGUCCCUGACCCUCUUAUGUCCGUCAGAUAUCUCGCUAACGGAAGUCCAGUCGCACGCAUUCUCACGCCUUACCACCUCGUCAAUCUCUGAAGACUCAUUUUACGGCACAUCAGCACCUGUCCGAACGCAUAUGCAUCGCAAUAUGAAGCCGCCGGCUCGAUCAGGCCAUCGUGCGCGCACAGACAGCUCCGAAGCGGAUCAGAAAUUAGCAAAGAGGCGUAAACGCCAUGGAAUCAAUGACCACGGGUCGGCAUCCGACGAAGAGUCAGCACCAGAGCGCCGAAAUAGUUGGAAAGUCC
Messenger RNA from Kockovaella imperatae, 1703 nucleotides. RefSeq lists its product as hypothetical. Lineage: Eukaryota; Fungi; Basidiomycota; Tremellomycetes; Tremellales; Cuniculitremaceae. Bases 123 to 1412 code for a protein of 429 amino acids. The transcript has 4 exons. The record is from RefSeq and is a predicted model, not a curated record.